Molecule: messenger RNA, 1497 nt
Organism: Impatiens glandulifera
Lineage: Eukaryota; Viridiplantae; Streptophyta; Magnoliopsida; Ericales; Balsaminaceae
Exons: 1
Coding region: 307-885 (192 amino acids)
Source: RefSeq, a predicted model, not a curated record
UCUCUUAACUUGACGCGUCGGGUAAAACGAAGGUCGGUCUAACCUUCAUGAAGGGUUCUACUUCUAUAUAUACAUAUCUUCUUCUUCCCUAUCGGAAGAACUUCACAUAAAUGUACAGCAUAGCCUAAACAGGCUUCAAUCAUCCCUUUUCCCUUCUUCCUUUUCUUUCUUUUUAGACUUUAGUAGUCAGUUCAAUCUCUCUUCCUUUCUCCCAAUAAGAGGAAGAAGAAGAAGAGUCAGUAAGGGAUAAUUUCACUUUCGUUUUCAUUUCCUUUAGCUUUUAUCCUAGUAUAUUCUCCAAAUCAGAUGGCUACGGAGGUGUUACGUCCACAGGAUUGUUUGUCCGACCGGAUCCGAGGUUCACCGGUGUCGGCUUAUUAUCAUCGCCGGAAAGCAACUCCUAUCAACGGAAACAACACCUACUCAAAGGCAGCUGCCAGGAAAUCCACCGUUCGACCUGAGAAGAAGAUUGAUAACACCAGAUCGGAGGCGACCGUUUCGAGGAAUCGGAACAACAACAACAACAUGUUGAUCGGACACGUUACGAUUCUGAAAAGAGGUGAGUCUGUAGUAGACUCCUCGAAGAUUAAGACUAGAUCUGAAAAAACAAACACCCCAGCUGAAGAAGAUCUUGUCGUUUGCGGAACUGAAAGGCUAGGUCCGGAUCCAGAUCUGAUUCCUAAACAGAUGAGGAUCGGAGAUCUGAAACCUGUUCCGAUUAGCCGGAAAAGCGUUGAUAUGUACGCCGGGUCUGCUUUCUCGAUGAUGUCUCCUUCUCCAAGCUCUCUUCCUCUACCAUCUUUCUUCAGCAAGAAACAAGUGUUGAAGAUGGCUGACGAUUCAACCGCCACCAGAGAUCUCCGUCGACUUCUCCGGCUGGAGUGAGACCACCACCAGCAACAGCAGGAGAAGGGUAUUCGUUAGAUCUAUAAAGGAUCUAACGAAUGUUCUUGGUACAUAAAGGCAUAUGAAUCUCUUAUUAUCUCUUAUUAUCUGAAUAUCUGAUUUGUUUUUUUUAACGUUUUUGGUGUUAGCUUUCGCUCCUCCUGCAGUAUCCGAUAAUCCUCCAUGCUAUAUCUUUUCGAAAUGGAGGAAACGGAUCUGUAGAAGGAGAAGAAACUAGAAAGGAAAGCAUCAACAUCGAUAACAAGAUCCAUCCUCUUCUAUUACCUGAAAAAUAUAACAAAACAAAAAAAACAGAUCUUUGCUUGCUUAGUAGUAAUGAAAUUGCCCAAUGGAGGGAGGAAGUUUGUAGUUUGUUGGAUGUAGCUGUAAGUGUUUGUGUAUAGAGAUUGAGGGAGAGAAACUUGAUCUUCUGUGUUCUAUGUUGUUGUUGUUGGGGUUUGAUGAUGAUGAUUAUGAUGAUGGUGAUUAUGGGUUAGUAAAAGUUAGUAGUUUGAUUAUUGUUUUUAAGAGUCUUUAAGUUAAUAUAUAUUAUGUUGUAUGUUGUUGGUUCCUCCAGUUUUAGAAUAAUGAAUGAAAAUGUAACAUUGGGCU